CAAUCAGUUUUUUUUAUACCACACUCUUUUUUUCUCUUACCUUCAUCUUUUUCAUUGAUAAAAACUCCAACAAUUUGAGACCAAAACUGAAAAAUCUUAAGAAGAAGCAAAAAAUAAUAGAGAGGAAAAAGAAAAAGAGGGCAUUUUAGCCCUCUGCCUUUUGCUUUAUGCCUCUCUAACAGAUCUUGAAUUUCAAUCAUUUUUUUCUUCAAUCUGAGCCUUCAUCUUUUUGAGAGGAAAUGGAGAGUGGCAAAGUAUUCGUUGGAGGGAUUUCUUGGGACACAAAUGAUGAUAGGCUCAGAGAAUAUUUUCAAGCUUUUGGUGAUGUAGUUGAAGCUGUGAUCAUGAAAGAUCGAAUCACUGGCCGUGCUCGUGGUUUUGGUUUUGUUGUCUUUGCAGACCCUUCCAUUGCUGAAAAAGUUGUUAAAGAAAAACACAUUAUUGAUGGUAGAACUGUAGAGGCAAAAAAAGCUGUUCCGAGGGACGAUCAACAUGUUAAUCGAACCAACGGAAGCAUACAGGGUUCUCCAGGUCCUGCCCGCACCAGAAAGAUUUUUGUCGGAGGUUUGGCAUCCUCAGUCACUGAGAGUGACUUCAAGAAGUAUUUUGACCAAUUUGGGACAAUCACAGAUGUCGUGGUGAUGUAUGACCAUAACACACAAAGGCCUAGAGGUUUUGGAUUCAUCACGUAUGACUCAGAGGAAGCAGUUGAUAAUGUACUAUUCAAAACAUUUCAUGAACUUAAUGGUAAAAGGGUCGAAGUCAAGCGUGCUGUUCCAAAAGAGUUAUCGCCCGGGCCAACCCAAAGCCAAUUAGUAGGUAGAUAUAACCAUGGCAUGAACAGGGUAAACAAUUUCCUUAAUGUGUAUGCUCAAGGUUACAGUCCAAGCCUGAUGGGAAACUAUGGAGUCGGAACAGAAGGUAGAUAUUCUCCAAUCUCCGUUGGUCGCAAUGGAUACUCUUUGUUUGGUCCAGUUGACUACAAUAUGGGAACAGAAAUAGACUCCAGAUUGAACUCAAGCUAUGGUGGAAGUGGAAAGUUCAGUUCCGUUCUUGGUUAUGGACGUAACUUAAAUUCCUUUCACAAUGAGAAUUCAAACAAAUACAAUGUUCCUGUCGGGCAUGGCUCUGGAAGAGUUGGAAAUGGUCCUGUGUUGAAUUCAACAGGUCAGAACAAGUGGGAGAAUGAUAGUCUUUUUCAUGGUACAAAUUUUGCAAACACUAGCAUGUUUGUUGGUUCAGGAAGCGGGAAUACAGGACUAUCUGGUGUUUUUGGAGGUCUUGGAACAACAUGGGGUACCUCUCCAAUUUCUGGCCAAGGUGGACGUAACGGUUCUUUCAGCGAUGACAACAUCACUUUCAGCGGUGGACAGAAUGGAUUUGCAGGUGGGGCAGGGUAUGGACAAAAUGCAAGAAGCAAUGCUGAUGCUGAGUCAUCAUAUGCUCCAACACAAGGUGUUCAUGCAAACACUUUUGGGGAUUUUUAUGGAACGGUAAGCAGUUCGAUUCUUGAGGACUCUACUUGGCGUGCAUCCUCUCCAGAGUUAGACAGCGCUGGAGCUCUUAGUUAUGGACUCGGGAGUGCAGACUCCCUCAGUUAUGUGGGUGGUUAUAGUGUUGCAAAUAGAUCAACUAGAGGUAUUGCUGCCUAGGAAGAUUAAUGUAUGGAAUUUGGAUAUCGAAUAUUUAAUGUAGGUGGAAAAUACAGCAUGAUCAAAGUGUGGAUUAAGCAUUCCUGUUGGGGAAAUACUUCAGGCAAAAGGUACAUUCACUUAGAGCUAAUUCAAUACCAACUAUAGAACUUUAUCGUCAACAAUUGUUUACAACGUAAAGGGACUUCCUUGUAACGUUUGAACAUAGCAUUUCUUUACUAUAGGCCUUCAUUUUCUUUCUUCUUUUCUACAUUUGGCAUUUGAUUGAGAUGUAAAGUUGGAUAACGGAAUAUACUUGCGAUAAUUGUACCAAUGCAUAUUGGGUGAUACUAUGAGACUUAAAGCAAAUGUUCAUUUUAUUGUUGA
This is a messenger RNA of Solanum tuberosum (potato), 2018 nucleotides long. Its product is annotated as heterogeneous nuclear ribonucleoprotein 1-like. NCBI's taxonomy places the organism in Eukaryota, Viridiplantae, Streptophyta, Magnoliopsida, Solanales, Solanaceae. The coding region runs from base 240 to 1652 and encodes 470 amino acids. The record is from RefSeq and is a predicted model, not a curated record. The transcript is spliced from 4 exons. Gene Ontology annotation, biological process: regulation of translation. Gene Ontology annotation, molecular function: mRNA binding.